CCCGUAUCUAAACUUAACUGGGAAGGUAUGAUAACUUAUUUUUGACAUUUGCAAUUCUAGAGUUUGAAGAUCUAAACCCUCUCGAUCAACGAAUUCAAUAUUUCUUGAGAGAGAGAGAAUGCACGGGAUACCGCGCAAAGCCCCAACUCAGGAAGAGCGAGAUGACUCGUCUCUCAGAGCCGCCAAACUUCGCGAUCUCCAAUCUCAACUCCUCCACUUUCACCACAACAAAAUAUACACGAAAGAAGCGAUAGAAACCAGUGCGAAGCUGUUGGAAUCAAAUCCCGAGCAUUACACCGGUUGGAAUUACCGGAAGCUCGCGGUUCAGCACCUUCUCGAUCGACACAAGGAGGAUGGAGUUGAUUCGGAGUCGGCCCAAUCAAUUCUUGAUGAAGAGUUGAUACUUGUAGAGAACGCAUUGAAGAGAAACUUUAAGGCUUAUGGGGCGUGGCAUCAUCGCAAAUGGGUCCUAAGCAAGGGUCAUUCAUCCUCGGACAGGGAAUUGAGGCUUCUGGGAAAGUUCCAGAAACUGGACUCCCGGAAUUUCCACGCAUGGAAUUACAGGAGGUUUAUAACAGAACUGAAGAAGAUUCCAGAUGAAGAUGAACUUCAGUACACGACUGACAUGAUAUAUGAUAAUUUUAGUAAUUAUUCUGCCUGGCAUAACCGAAGCAUGCUUUUGUCUAAACUACUUGAGAAAAGCGCAAAAGGAUAUGACAAAAAAGAGAAUGUCUUGAGUGAGGAGUUUGAGUUUGUACGCAAUGCUCUCUUCACAGACCCUGAUGAUCAAAGUGGCUGGUUUUAUCAUUUGUGGCUUCUGGAUCAAACAUUGAAGCGGGAGCCUCUAUUUAUUUCUUCAUGGCCUCCUCAUGGUUCUAAUCUAUCUUUAUCAAUUGAUAACCCCGAUCGCCAGCCUCCUUUCUCCAAGAUAUAUUUCCAGUCUAAAGAACGAACGUUUCCCCUCAUUUUAUAUUUCAGUGAAGCAGUUGAAGGUGUUAGCUCAUCUACAGUCACUGUUGAAUUUGAUUAUGAUGCUGGUGAUGGUCUUAUUUGGCGACCACUUUCGGCAAAUAAACUUGGGUUUUCCCAGGCUUGGUUAACUUACAUUAAGUAUCCUGAUGAUUCCUUGGAGUCCUGCCAUGUAAAGGUUACCAUUGCACACUUUCCCAGUAUUAUCUCUUCAAGUGGUAUGCCAUGUAGUCGGUCUUGUUUUAUAUCUUUCACUGUGAAUGUAUGUUCAAACGAUCAAGGGCAUUCUGAGGUGCCAACUAAACAUAAAAUAUCAUGGAAUGAGGAGAAUUUUAAAGCUCAUUCUACCCAAUCUCCAGAUGCAAACUUGCUUCCCUUACUUCGUAAAUUGGACAUUGCAAAGGAGAAUAAGAAAACCACUCCUAUGUUGUGUAUGGAGACUAUAUCUAAUGAAAUUGCUCACAGCCGGGAACUGUUGUCAUCAUCAAAUUGUAAAAUUGGAAAACUUACUCUUGCAAGACUCUUGGUGGCGCAUAACACAUUGAUCACAUAUGGCUGCACGGAUUCCAGAACUGAGGCUCAUUAUGAAGAAAUUCUUGCACUUUAUCAUGAUUUAAUAAAGAUGGAUCCUGCACAUAUUGGUUAUUAUGAGGAUGAGUACAGCAUAGUGCUAAUGAAGCAGCUGACUUCAAAUAAUGAGUCUUUAUUGAAGCUCUGUGGUAAUUAUCAAGAAUUGUCCUUGCCAAGUAUUAGUUCUUAUACAUGUGUACGGCUAAAGGGCCUCUCAUUGUCACGAGUUUCAUGUAUGGAGCACUUGCUGUGGGUUCAAAUGUUGGAUCUCAGCCACAACAAACUCAGAUCAAUUGAAGGGUUGGAAGCUCUGCAACUACUGUCCUGCUUGAAGCUUAGCAACAACAGGCUUGGCAGUUUUACAGCUCUGGAACCAUUGAAAAUGCUAAAGUCAUUACAAGUAUUGGAUGUAUCAUACAACGAGAUUGGCGCUCACUCUAUCGACACAAGAAGAUAUCUGUGCUCGUCUCCCCUCAAUGAUACUACGGGAUCCGAGUGGCACUUGAAGAGAUAUGCUGAUUUCUGGGAUGCUUAUCUACUCUUCAAGGACUUGAAUUUGAUACAAUUAGAUAUUGUGGGAAAUGCAGUGGUGGAUGCAAGAUUGAAAGCGUUUCUGCUCAAGUUGAUGUCAACACUCAAGUGGUUUGAUGGUGAGAGAUGCCAUUAGAUCUGUGAUAACUCAACUCAAAUUUUAUUCUUCAACUAUACCAAAAACAACUGAUCGGAAACUAGUUAAGAGUUGGUUUUUAACAACACGUUCCAUCUAUUUAUUGCUCUGUAAUGUAAUAUACGUGUGAAAAACAACCCAACCAGAAUGAAUUGAAUUAACUGAAUGCUUUAUUUUCUUUAA
Salvia miltiorrhiza (redroot sage) is the source of this 2389-nucleotide messenger RNA. Its product is annotated as geranylgeranyl transferase type-2 subunit alpha 1. Gene Ontology annotation, biological process: protein geranylgeranylation. The record is from RefSeq and is a predicted model, not a curated record. NCBI's taxonomy places the organism in Eukaryota, Viridiplantae, Streptophyta, Magnoliopsida, Lamiales, Lamiaceae. Gene Ontology annotation, molecular function: protein binding; Rab geranylgeranyltransferase activity. Gene Ontology annotation, cellular component: Rab-protein geranylgeranyltransferase complex; cytoplasm. Bases 119 to 2206 code for a protein of 695 amino acids. The transcript is spliced from 8 exons.